This is a messenger RNA of Staurois parvus, 310 nucleotides long. The record is from the annotation of a GenBank genome assembly. NCBI's taxonomy places the organism in Eukaryota, Metazoa, Chordata, Amphibia, Anura, Ranidae.
CUGUACUAUGUCCGCAGUCUCUGGUCAUCUCCUGUACUGUGUCCGCAGUCUCUGGUCAUCUCCUGUACUGUGUCCGCAGUCUCUGGUCAUCUCCUGCACUGUGUCCGCAGUCUCUGGUCAUCCCCUGUACUGUGUCCGCAGUCUCUGGUCAUCUCCUGUACUAUGUCUGCAGUCUCUGGUCAUCUCCUUCCAUUAGUUUUUUUUACCUCUAAAACCUAGGUGGGUCUUAUAGAGAGAAAAAAAACUUAAAUUUAGCGCACGCUUUGAUUUAUUCACAUUUUUACCUUUUUUUGGUUAGGAGUGCAGCUUU